Molecule: messenger RNA, 1134 nt
Organism: Gastrolobium bilobum
Lineage: Eukaryota; Viridiplantae; Streptophyta; Magnoliopsida; Fabales; Fabaceae
Product: nifU-like protein 3, chloroplastic
Exons: 4
Coding region: 188-913 (241 amino acids)
Biological process (GO): iron-sulfur cluster assembly
Cellular component (GO): chloroplast stroma; mitochondrion
Molecular function (GO): iron-sulfur cluster binding; iron ion binding
Source: RefSeq, a predicted model, not a curated record
AUCAUAAACAAUCUAUGUCAGCCAAUCAAGAAACGCUUGCUAUUAUCAGCACGCUCAAAAUAUCAGAAUUGAACUUCAUCCAGAAACCAAAAAUGAGAGAAUAUUUUACAUAAUCCAAAAAUUCAGUUUCACUUGUUGUUCAUUCUUAUGGUAGCUUUCUGGAACUGGGUUUCCCACUUACUCUCAGAUGUUGGGUGGUGCACUGUCAACCCCAACAACUCAAAAACUCAAGGCAACAAGAACAAUUGCAAUGCUUUGUCCAACUCAUAGAUUAUUGUCUACCAGUUUUUGUCUCUUUAAGAUCCCAGUAUCAAGUACAAGAGGAUUUUCGUCAAAGGAGAAUUGUUUUUUCAGAGGCCACCAAAUCAACAUCAAGCAAUUUUUUGGGCUUAUCUCAAGGCGUGCUCCACGAAACAAAGCAGGAGUUGUUGUUUCUCCAAGCUGUGUCCUGCCACUGACAGAAGAGAAUGUAGAGAAGGUUUUGGAUGAGGUAAGGCCUGGUUUGAUGGCUGAUGGAGGGAAUGUGGCUUUACAUGAGAUAGAUGGCCUUGUUGUUGUCCUCAAGUUACAAGGAGCAUGUGGUUCAUGUCCUAGCUCAACUAUGACAUUAAAGAUGGGAAUUGAAACUCGCCUCCGGGAUAAGAUUCCAGAAAUCAUGGAAGUGGAGCAGAUACUUGAUACUGAGACUGGUCUUGAGUUAACUGAAGAAAAUGUUGAAAGUGUUCUUUCUGAAAUUAGACCAUACCUUGUUGGCACUGGGGGAGGAAUAUUAGAGCUUGUUCAAAUCAAUGAUUAUGUUGUCAAAGUUCGGCUAAGUGGACCAGCAGCUGGGGUUAUGACAGUUCGUGUUGCCUUAACACAGAAGUUGAGAGACAAGAUACCUUCUAUUGCGGCUGUGCAGCUAAUAGAUUGAUGUAACAUACAAGUUCUUAUAUAUUUUGACUUUUCUGUAAAUGAAAUUGAACCAAUCAAUAGAAAGAACAUGUAUAAUUCUGAGGAGAAAAAAAAUUCAGUAUCAAAAUUACUCAGUUAUAUAGGAUUUGACGUUUGCCUCCUCCCUUUACUUCAGAAGAUUUUAUUCUAGCAGGUGAAAAGAAGUAUUAACAUUCCUUAUAUCACUCUCAGCAGUUCAUU